GGCUUCGUAGGUCAACCUGGUCUCCCAGGCUUUAAAGGACAAAAAGGUGAACCAUCUUCAGCCUCAGGCAGAGGGCCACGAGGGGAUCAAGGGAAUAUUGGACUCAGGGGUCCUUCUGGGCAGCCUGGAACUCCUGGUAGGGAUGGCGUGAGAGGUGUCCCUGGUCAACGUGGUCUUCAGGGUGAUGAUGGAUUUGGCUUCCCAGGGGAUAAAGGUUUCCCUGGAUUACCUGGCCAAAAAGGGAAGUAUGGUGAAGUUGGCCUACCUGGCAUUGGUUUUCCGGGGCCAAGUGGACCUUUUGGAUCUACAGGUGAUCCAGGGAUCAGUGGCAUUCCAGGACAACCUGGACCUCCAGGGCCACCAGGUGAAGCUUUGCCCUGCAUAAUCCCUGGAAUCACUGGUCCACCUGGACUUCCGGGACCUUCAGGGUUUCCAGGUUCCAAGGGUAGCAAAGGAUAUCCUGGUUUUCCAGGGCAGCCAGGUUUCAAUGGCUUAAAAGGAGAACCGGGCAUACCUGGGGUGGCUCAAUUCCCAGGAAUGCCAGGGUUUCCUGGCCCUCCUGGAGAUCCCGGUUCAAAAGGACGACAAGGAGUUGAUGGGGGGGAUGGGGUGCCUGGUCCAGAAGGCUGUCCUGGUUUGGUUGGCCCAAAUGGAUCGCCUGGUGAUGUGGUUGGAGCUGAACCAGGGUCCCGAGGAGAACCUGGCUUGCCUGGCUUACCAGGAGAUAAUGGCGUUCCUGGAGAUUUUGGCUUUCCUGGAACACCAGGUUUGGAAGGAAAGCCCGGCCUGUCAGGUAGAAAAGGGGGAUGUGGGGAGCCGGGUCUUCCAGGCUUCGAUGGACUGCAAGGACCACCAGGACCAGGAGGUCCGUUUGGCAUCAAAGGAAAACCAGGUCCUGUGGGAACCAUCGGCCUUCCGGGAUCACAAGGACUUCCCGGAACCAAAGGACCAAGAGGAGAUGCUGGGUCACCAAGUCCUGCCGGCAUGAAAGGGUCCCCAGGUCUUGAGGGCCUGCCAGGACAGCCUGGAGAACGAGGAUUGCCUGGACCGCCAGGCCUCUGGGGCCCAGAUGGGUCUUCAGGUUUCCCAGGCUCAAAAGGUGAAAAGGGCUCGGUGGGUAUGACUGGUUUUCCUGGGAUGCCGGGGCCAACUGGGGUCCCUGGCCUGGAUGGCCUGAAAGGAACGUCGGGUGCACCAGGAAGAAAUGGAAACCCUGGAUUUUCUGGCUUACCUGGCCUCAAAGGUGAUAGAGGUGUCCGUGGUCCUCCUGGACCUCCCAUUUUCAGACCCCCAGAUCUGGCCCUCAGAUUCAAAGGGGACAGAGGAGAUCCUGGAUUGGAGGGACAAAGAGGAUUUCCAGGACUAAGAGGUGAUAAAGGAGCCCCAGGUGUCCGAGGGCAGCCUGGGCUUCCAGGGAGAGCUGGAUCCCCAUCUAGAGAGAAAGGACUGCCAGGAGACCCAGGUUUUCGAGGAACAUUUGGUUCUCCUGGGUUUUUGGGACAAAAGGGAUCUGGUGGUAUCUCAGGGUUUCCUGGAAUGCCUGGGGGACGUGGUGCUGAAGGUAUCCCAGGCUCCCCAGGCUCCCCAGGGGUUACCGGAUUGCGUGGUCCAAAGGGUGAUCGAGGGGAAUCACGAGGAAUCCCAGGUGGUGUGGGGCCUAAGGGCCAACGAGGGGACCAAGGGCUUCCAGGUGUAACAGGUGUCCAAGGAACAAAAGGUGACCCAGGAUAUUCAGGAGGUCCUGGACUAAAUGGACAGAAGGGGUCACCAGGUAACAGUGGACAAGAAGGACCACAAGGCUUCCCUGGAUCUGGUGGUUCAAGGGGAAACCCAGGUUUUCCAGGUAAUCCUGGGCAACGUGGACCUCCAGGAUUUCCUGGAAAUCCUGGCACUGCAGGACCAAAAGGAUUCCCAGGAUUCCCAGGACUGACUGGCCUAAAUGGCUUACCAGGCACCAAAGGCUCUCCCGGAAAACAAGGUAAAUCAAAAGAUCCUUAGAAACUUCCACAGUAAGAUCAAAUUGUCAGGGACCCAAGUAAUACACCCAUAGCAAACAGAACUCCAAGGCAGGAUGAUUCCUCAAAGAACAGUUUUAUUUAGUAUAUC
Messenger RNA from Thamnophis sirtalis, 2106 nucleotides. Lineage: Eukaryota; Metazoa; Chordata; Lepidosauria; Squamata; Natricidae. The record is from RefSeq and is a predicted model, not a curated record.